GACUUGACCCCGAAUGUAUGUUUGGUGUUUUGCCGUUGUGAGCUGAUCGUACCCAACAAUGAUAACCAUCCUCCUCUCUUUGUUUACCCUCCACUCCUCUGUUAGCGGGGACUUUCCUUAUACUUGGAGAUGUAACACCACCUCAUCUGCUUGCACUCGGCAACUGAAAGUUGAUGACGAGAGUUUCACGCCCCCGUCCAAGUGUAAGUUGGAAUGUGUCUCAACAGCCAAAGAAGACAAAGGUGCUCCCUCUACCCGGGUGUUGUGGCCGCGUCCUAAAGAGGUGUCCGGGAACUCCGGACAAGCUUCAGCUGUUAAUAUGAGGGAUCUCUCAUAUAAUGGGAAUACACAAAACAAUGUUGGUGCAUCAGAAUUGGACGAUUUAGUCGAAGAUUUGAAAUUAAAAUACACCCACUCUGAUGCAGAUGUUGAGCUAAACUUCUCGUUCGAUGUUGAGAACGGUACUUUGACUGACUUCACGGAUACAGCGGAUGAGAGCUACGAACUUACUGUCUCUACUGACGAGCAAGGAAAUGUUGACGCCAAAGUCAAAGCUGCCUCUUACUUUGGAGCGCGUCAUGGAGUUGAAACACUGUCCCAGCUGGCUCUAUCCGACACAGUGGACAACAGGACCUACAUAGUUAACAGUAUAAAGAUAGUGGACAGUCCUUAUUAUCCCUGGCGAGGACUGUCACUUGAUACCAGCAGGAACUACAUUUCAACUCCUGUUAUCAAGAAGAUUCUAGACGGUCUAGCAGCAGCUAAGAUGAACACUCUGCACUGGCACCUCUCCGACAGCCACAGCUUCCCCUUUGUCAGUAAGACAGUCCCUAAGAUGUCAGAGUACGGGGCGUAUCUUCCUGAUAAAACUUACACUCCUGAAACUGUGAAGGAUAUCGUCACCUAUGCUAAGGUAUCAGGAUAAUUCCAGAGCUAGACGCCCCCGCACAUGCUGGAUAUGGAUGGCAGUGGGGCAAGGCUGCUGGGAAAGGUGAUCUAGUUGUGUGUGUUGGUAAAGAACUGUGGACUGACUAUUGUUUGGAGCCGCCCUGUGGGCAGAUGAAUGUUGCUAACGAGGAGCUGUACCCUGUUUUAAAGGAUAUAUACCAAGACCUUAAAGACUCGUUCCCAAGCGAAUGGUUGCACAUGGGAGGAGACGAAGUUAAUUUUGAUUGCUGGAAAUCUGAGACAUCUAUCACUAACUUUAUGGAGUCCAAAGGGUGGAGUAGUGAUGUAGGAGGUUUUAUGAAGCUGUGGGAUUACUACCAACAGAGAGCGUACGAGCAGCUAAAAGAAGUAACAUCCGAAGACAAACCUAAAGCUAUCCUCUGGUCAAGUCGCAUGACAACAGGUGAGGAGAUAUUGCUCCUUAACAAGGAGAACUAUGUUAUACAGUUCUGGGGGAGCACGGAGGAUGACACAGAAGGACACGUGACACAGCUAAAGAACAUGCUGGAGAAGGGGUACAGGGUGAUAAUGAGCAACCACAACGAACUUUACCUAGACUGUGGUUUCGGGGCCUGGGUGGGCGCAGGGCCUAAUAACUGGUGCUCCCCCUUCAAGUCUUGGCACCAAGUUUACAUGAGUGAUACCAGAGAGUGGAUUAAAGAACAAGGAGUGGAUAUAACUGAGGUUAAAGCUAAGGAACUGAUCCUAGGAGGAGAGACGGCCAUGUGGACAGAACAAACCUCGGACAGUGAUAUUCUUUACAAGGUGUUCCCUAGAACCUGGGCCUAUGCUGAGAGACUCUGGAGUAACCCUGCUAAAGGUAAGGCGGGUGAGGUAGGAUCCUGGGAGGAAGCGGAAGAAAGGCUGUCUCACUUUGCCUCCCUCAUGAAGAGCAGGGGUGUGCCUUCUAACACCAUGAAACCGGAGUACUGUCUCCAGAACGAUGGGAAGUGUGUUCUACCAGAAAGUAAAAGUAGUUCCCUAAAAACGGUGAUCUGUCCUGUACUCGUGAUCUUCACUGCAGUCUUACUGUUGGCAUUUUAGUUUCCAGAGAAGACAUUUUGGAGAGGAAAUUUUUUUAAUAAAAGCAUUAAUCUUUGAUGCACGAUUUAUGAAGAGAAUCUCUUUUCGAUGAGACAUAAGUCCUGAUAUAAUCUAUUAUCGUUGAGACAUUUUACAUUACCAUAUAUACAUAUUGAGGACGGAUUCAUCCGAAUAUAUUUGAUUUUUAUACGAAUGAUCUAUCAAUAUUACCACGUACAGUCUAUAUUGCAUCUUAGACCCUAGCUAGAUGGUACGGAUGAGAUUAGUAAAUAUUGUUGAGGGUAGAAAGCAGUUUUUUAUGUCAACAAAUUUGUCAGAGAUUAAUUCUUCUACCUUAGAGGAAUUGCAUCGAUCGGAAGCGAACCAUUUCUGAGCUCUUGAUUUA
Bolinopsis microptera is the source of this 2377-nucleotide messenger RNA. RefSeq names its product chitooligosaccharidolytic beta-N-acetylglucosaminidase-like. The record is from RefSeq and is a predicted model, not a curated record. Gene Ontology annotation, molecular function: beta-N-acetylglucosaminidase activity. Gene Ontology annotation, biological process: protein deglycosylation; ganglioside catabolic process; carbohydrate metabolic process. NCBI's taxonomy places the organism in Eukaryota, Metazoa, Ctenophora, Tentaculata, Lobata, Bolinopsidae. Gene Ontology annotation, cellular component: lysosome; plasma membrane.